AUGGGGAUUUCGUGUUAUUUGGCUUGUUUGGUUUUAUACAUAUUUUCUUUUCAAAUUAUAGCUACUAAUUCACGCACCUCUAAUAUUUGGAAAUUGGAUGUUGACGAAGGUCUAAUUGUAGAUGGUAAAACAUUGUCUCAGGAUGACAAUGAAAAAUCUAAAGUAAGUGAAGAAGAUGCUGUAUUCAACAUCAUUACAUCAACAGUGUAUUAUGGUAAUACUUGGACUAAGCAUGGCUUUGAUAUGUUUUGCACAGAUUGCCAGCCGUAUGAGCAACAAAGACCUGCUUUUGUAAAUGGUGAAGAAACAAAUCCAACAGAAGCCAAUGGGGAGAGUGAUGAUGAGUAUUUGGACUGUGGUAAAGCUGUUAACUUCACAUAUUAUGAUAAUCUUGUUGGAGUGGCAAGACGACAUAGACAUCCUAAUGUACCUGAGCCCCAGGUUGCCCUCAUUUUUACUAAGAAAAAGUCAUAUAAAAAUGGUGUGACCGAGUUUGAUAUUAAUGCGUUAGAAAAACGUUUAAAAAAAGCUAAACGUGAGAAACCAAAGUCUGUCCAACUUUAUAACCAGAUUGGAAACUUCUGGCGAAUUAAAGGCGACACUCGUCAGUCAAUCGAAUGUUUUCGACGUGCACUUGCAGUUUCGCCGUAUAACGCAGAGGUGCUACUGAAUCUAGCACGAGUACUAUUCACGCUGCAAUACCUUGACGACGCCAUCUACCUGACGCGGCGAUCCUUGGAAGUGCAACCACCGGACCGCAAUGCAUGGCAGCAAUAUUUCACACUCGGCGAGAUAUUUAAAGCAUACGGACACUAUCAAGAAGCAGCAGUACAUCUAAAACACGCGCUCGAUUUGAGACCAGAUUUCGAGCCAGCUGUGGCAGCGCUAAAAGACAUUGAAAACAUACCGGAAGCGUCCGUGCAUGUAUACACACUUCUUAUCAUUGUUUGUUUGGUCAUGGGAGUGCUACUCGUGAUACUUUCGUCCGUGGACAGCGGUAACGAUGUGGAAGAGCAUAAAACACACAGGCAUUUCAACAGAGCAAUGGCAAUGCGAUCUCUACGCGGCGUGUCGUUUAGUGGGCCACGUGGUAGGAAGAAAGGCGGUUCGUAA
Molecule: messenger RNA, 1113 nt
Organism: Parnassius apollo (apollo)
Lineage: Eukaryota; Metazoa; Arthropoda; Insecta; Lepidoptera; Papilionidae
Source: the annotation of a GenBank genome assembly